Lycium barbarum (goji berry) is the source of this 789-nucleotide messenger RNA. Its product is annotated as membrane protein PM19L-like. NCBI's taxonomy places the organism in Eukaryota, Viridiplantae, Streptophyta, Magnoliopsida, Solanales, Solanaceae. Bases 99 to 647 code for a protein of 182 amino acids. The record is from RefSeq and is a predicted model, not a curated record. The transcript has 3 exons.
UCCUUUUAUAAAUCAAUUCCAUAACCAAUAGACUAAAGUUUCUGCAAGUUUUUUGUUCUUCUGUCUAUUUACUCAAAUCUGUGUAAGGAAAGAAAAAAAUGGCUAGGACGGUGGCAAGGAGUAUUGCAGCUCCAUUACUGUUUCUUAACUUACUAAUGUAUUUAAUAGUAUUGGGUUUUGCUAGUUGGUGUCUCAACAGGUACAUUAAUGGCCAAACAAAUCAUCCUAGUUUUGGUGGAAAUGGAGCGACAAUGUUCUUCCUAGUAUUCGCGAUACUGGCGUCUGUUUUGGGAAUAAUAUCAAAGCUUAUGGGUGCAAAUCAUCUAAGGGCAUGGAGAAACGAUAGUCUUGCUGCUGCUGGUUCCUCAGCUACUGUUGCUUGGGCUGUCACUGCACUAGCUUUUGGGUUGGCAUGCAAGGAGAUAAAUAUAGGAGGGUGGAGAGGAUGGAGGCUUCGAGUACUUGAAGGAUUCACUAUAGUUUUAGCAUUUACUCAACUUCUCUAUCUCCUCAUGCUUCAUGCCGGAAUGUUCAGCAGCCGCUACGGUCCCGGCUACCGUGAAACUGAUCAAUAUGGUGGCGCGGCCGGUGGACAUCCGGUCGGAGAGAAGGGUGUAGGCAUACCUACAAGUACAACAGCGGUGUAAUGAAGUGGUACUUUGUAUUUUGAUAGAAUGUGAGUAUGGUUAUGUUAGCAGAAUAUUUAGGGAAAGGUUUUGGGCCUCCUCUAGUGUGUAAAUUAUGUGUUUCUAUAAGCUUUUGGGUAUAAAGUUGACUCUUUAUGUUUUA